UCGAACGUUGAUUUCAUAACUGAUUUUUUUUUUUCCAUUUUUCAAAAUGAGGCUGUACUUGUUCUUGGCGGCUCUGGUAGCGGCGGUUGUAAUAAUAGAAUGCAAGCAUACAUUCUUGGGCACCAACGUCCAGAGACAGAAGGUGUUCCAUAAAAAUGUGAAGUAUGGCUCAUAUAUGUUCCAGAAAAGGGUUGAAACGCUGAAAUUCAGCAUGCCUAACACAUUCUACGGGCGGGCUAUUCAGGGUAUCCUCGCCUAUGACAAGACCAAAUCAGGUGCCUCUGCCAACGUGACAGAAGGCGGUCUUGGCUUCAACUACGUGACACUGCGUAUGAAGAGCGAACGUGGACGCGAGCUCAACUAUGAUGUCUACAUUUACGCUUAAAUCAGCAUUUUGCACAACCGCCGGUCCUUCUUGUAGUAUUAUAUAUUUCUUCGCUUUCAUUAAACUAACACGGGUUAGACCCGUGCCGUUUUCGACCCGCGGUUGAAGUACCUACAUCUUUAAAUGUCAUAAAUAAAUAUCCCUACAACUGUGA
Molecule: messenger RNA, 539 nt
Organism: Maniola jurtina (meadow brown)
Lineage: Eukaryota; Metazoa; Arthropoda; Insecta; Lepidoptera; Nymphalidae
Exons: 2
Coding region: 47-385 (112 amino acids)
Source: RefSeq, a predicted model, not a curated record